Molecule: messenger RNA, 1412 nt
Organism: Lemur catta (Ring-tailed lemur)
Lineage: Eukaryota; Metazoa; Chordata; Mammalia; Primates; Lemuridae
Product: somatotropin
Exons: 5
Coding region: 668-1318 (216 amino acids)
Biological process (GO): animal organ development; positive regulation of receptor signaling pathway via JAK-STAT; positive regulation of growth
Cellular component (GO): extracellular region
Molecular function (GO): hormone activity; growth hormone receptor binding
Source: RefSeq, a predicted model, not a curated record
CCUGGGCCCUGGGGAGCCUCAAGGCUUGGGGCAAGCGGAGGGCAACGUGCAGGGUUGGUGCCCUCUGGUGGUCAGUGUUAGCACUGCAUCAGCUGCCUCAGCUGGUGGGACCAGGCAGGAAGCAGAGAAAGUGGCCUGUGCCCCGAAACCGCAAGAUCUAUUGGCUGUCCUUGGCCCCCUUUUCCAGCACAUGAUUCUCUCUGUUGGGUGGAGGGAACCACGCAGAGAGGAGGAGGGACAGGAUAGAGAGUGGGAAGGGUCGGCGUAGAUCUCAAGGAUUGGCUCUCCUGACAUCGCCUCCUUUUGGGGGAUCACGUGGGGCCCUCCUCACCCCGGUGGACAACCCCACAAUGACACGUUGCCACCUGGACGCAGGCAACCCCCCUUUGAUUGGGUGGUCUCUCUAGCUGAGGCCCUCUGUGCUGAACCCUCACGAGGCAGGUGAUGAUGGGGAGGGAAAGGUGACAGGCCGGGGACAUGAUCCCAGGAUGAGUGGAAGGAACUUCUAAAUUAUCCAUCAGCACACCUAUGCAUAAAUGUACACAGAAAAGAGGUGGGGGCACAGGUGGCCAGGGUAUAAAAAGGGCCCGCAAGGGACCAAUGCCAGGAUCCCGAGCCCCAGCUCCCCGAACCGCUCAGGGUCCUGUGGACAGCUCGCCCAGCUGCGAUGACUGCAGUCUCUCGGACCACCCUGCUCCUGGCCAUGGCCCUGCUCUGCUUGCCCUGGCCCCAGGAGGCCGCCGCCUUCCCGGCCAUGCCCUUGUCCAGCCUGUUCGCCAACGCUGUGCUCCGAGCCCAGCACCUGCACCAGCUGGCCGCCGACACUUACAAGGAGUUUGAGCGCACCUACAUCCCGGAGGGACAGCGAUAUUCCAUCCAGAACGCCCAGGCUGCCUUCUGCUUCUCGGAGACCAUCCCAGCCCCCACGGGCAAGGACGAGGCCCAGCAGAGAUCCGACAUGGAGCUGCUCCGCUUCUCGCUGCUGCUCAUCCAGUCGUGGCUCGGGCCCGUGCAGUUCCUCAGCAGGGUCUUCACCAACAGCCUGGUGUUUGGCACCUCGGACCGCGUCUAUGAGAAACUGAGGGACCUGGAGGAAGGCAUCCAAGCCCUGAUGCGGGAGCUGGAAGAUGGCAGCCCCCGGGUUGGGCAGAUCCUCAAGCAAACCUACGACAAGUUCGACACAAACUUGCGCAGUGACGAUGCACUGCUCAAGAACUACGGGCUGCUCUCCUGCUUCAAGAAGGACCUGCACAAGGCUGAGACAUACCUGCGGGUCAUGAAGUGUCGCCGCUUUGUGGAAAGCAGCUGUGCCUUCUAGCCCCACGGCAUCUGCUACACCUCCCCAGCACCUCUCUUUACCCUCGAAAGUGCCACUCCAGUGCCCACCAGCCUGUCUUAAUAAAAUUAAGUUG